AUGGACGUCUUUUAUAAAGGUUUGUGUUUGCUCAUCGUACUUAUUAUUUUCGGUCGCGGCGUACAUUCUGAGACAUACUGGACUCCGGCCGGCCAGUCUGAGUGGCUGAGCAAUUUGCAGGAGAACAGUCUCUCUUGGUCCUACGGCAUUGCAGCUUGUGCUCUCCUCUGUCUCCUCUGUGCUCUCACUAUUCUCUCCUGGUGUGUUUACCCACGCAGGAUCGUUGCCUGA
Molecule: messenger RNA, 231 nt
Organism: Protopolystoma xenopodis
Lineage: Eukaryota; Metazoa; Platyhelminthes; Monogenea; Polystomatidea; Polystomatidae
Source: the annotation of a GenBank genome assembly